AUGGAAGGAAAGCCAGUGGGAAGAAGUCGAGGACGUGCCCGAGGAGUUCCAGUCGCUGAAAAGCCACCGACGGCAGCUCAGAGUGCCUUCGGCCGUCCAGCAGCCAGUGGUCCUCCGGCUCCAGCGCCACCCCCAGCCGAAGUAGCUCCAAGUGGCUUGCUACCCCCUGUACCAUCAUGUCCCCGAACUAUUGGACGUUCAGUGAGAGCCCGGGCCCCUGCCCACGUUAACCUGCCACCCCUGGAAUUACCUGAAGGACCUGAGACCAGCUCGAGCUUGGGGAGAGGUGCCCUCCGAGGGAGGAGAGUGAUCAGCACAGACAUUCUCACCACUCGUCCAGAGCACGUUCGCGACUGCAAGAAGGGGUCCUCGGGGUACCCAACUACCCUUCUGGCGAACUAUUUCAGGAUCAUGGAGCAGCCUGACUGGUGUCUGUUUCAGUACAGGGUGGAUUUCCAACCCGAGGAGGACCACACGGCAAUCAAAAAAGGACUCAUUCGUCAGUGUCGCGAGGAGUUGGGAUCGUACAUCUUCGAUGGCACUGUCCUCUACACAGCCAACAGGUUGACCCCAGAGAAUACGGAAUUAAUUGCUGUCCGUCAACACGACAAACAGGAAAUGCGGAUCACCGUCAGACUCGUUGGGGACAUGGCCAGGGGGGACCCACACUAUCUGCAGUUCUACAAUAUUUUGACCAGAAAGUGCCUGGAGUCGUUGAACCUUCAGCUGGUUGGGAGGAACUACUUCGAUCCGAAUGCCAAGGUGGAAAUUGCAGAAUACAAGUUCGAGCUGUGGCCCGGUUACAUCACCUCGAUUCGCCAGCACGAGAACGACAUCCUGAUGUGUGCUGAAAUUAAUCAUAAGAUCAUGAGGCAGGAGACCAUCCUUCACAUUCUGGAGAAAGUCAGGGCGAGUAAGCCUGCUGAUUACCAGAACGCCUUCAAGGUCGAAGUCAUUGGGAUCACAGUCCUGACGGGCUACAACAAUAACACCUAUCGCAUCGACGACGUGGAUUUCGGCCAGAGUCCUGAAGGGACCUUCGAGAAUAGGAAGGACCCUGGCAAACCAAUUCGUUAUAUCGACUAUUACAAGAACAAAUACGGUAUUGCGAUCCAGGUGCCGAAGCAGCCGCUUCUCGUCAGUCGGUCCUCAGCUCGUGAUCGUCGGGCUGGGAAGGACGAGAUCAUUUAUUUGGUUCCUGAAUUGUGCAGAGCUACUGGUCUCACCGAUGAGAUGAGAAAUGAUUUUCGUUUGAUGUCUGCCCUGGCUGAGCACACUAGGGUCGGACCACAAAAACGAAUAGAGAAGCUCCUGACGUUCAAUCGCCGAUUGCACAGUGAGCCAGCAAUUCAACAGGAGUUCCAGAACUGGAACUUGAAGCUCGACACUCAGCUCCUGAAAGUGCCGGCGAGGUUUUUGCCAAGGGAACCGAUCCACUUUGGCGGUGAAAAAAAAGUUGAUGCGGGAAUUGAGGGAGAUUGGACCAGAGCCAUCAGGGACAACAGCUUGUACAUCUCCACAGAGCUGAAGCAGUGGAUCGUCGUCGCACCAGAGAGACUCGUCCGCGAUGCUAAGACAUUCGUCGCAGCAAUGGUUCGCUCCGCCAAGAACUUCCCCAUCAGCGAGCCCCAGUAUCACGAAAUUCGCAACGACAGAUCUGAAUCCUACACCGAGUGUCUCGAGAAGAUCAUGAGCAAAAUAAAUCCCCAGCUCGUCAUGUGCAUUCUCACGAAGAAUCGCGCUGACACUUAUUCAGCGAUUAAGAAGAAGCUCUGCAUUGAUCGACCAGUGCCGAGCCAAGUGGUGACUGCUCGUUGCUUGAAUGCCAAAGGAAUAAUGUCCAUUGCAACGAAAGUUGCCAUCCAGAUGAACUGCAAAAUUGGAGGCAUACCCUGGACUAUUCACGUUCCCGUCAGUGGUCUCAUGGUGGUUGGAUACGACGUGUGUCAUGAUACCAACAAGCGAGGAACAGACUUCGGAGCAAUGGUGGCCUCCCUGGACAAGAAGCUGAGUCGUUACUUCUCGACAGUCUCAGCGCACACGUCUGGCGAGGAGCUCUCCAAUCACCUCUCAGCGAACAUGGUGAAGGCCCUCAAGAAGUACGAGGAGGUGAACAAAGCCCUGCCCUCGAGGAUAGUCGUAUACAGGGACGGUGUUGGCGAGGGACAGAUACCAUUCGUGGUGGACCACGAGGUGAUGAACGUGAAGAGAGCCAUUGAGAAGGUGUACAACACCCCGGUUCAACUCGGCUAUAUUCUCGUCAACAAUGGCACGAACACGAGAUUCUUCAAGGGCACAAAAAACCCAGUGCCUGGCACAGUUGUCGAUGAUGUCAUCACCAAUCCCAUGAAGUACGACUUCUUCCUGGUGUCUCAGGGGGUCAAACAAGGCACCGUGGCACCAACGUCGUACAGUGUCAUCUAUGACAGUCUGUCCCUCGAUCCGGACAAGAUACAGAUUCUGACGUACAAGAUGACACACAUCUAUUACAACUGCAGCACUACCAUGAGGGCACCAGCACCGGUGCAAUUCGCCCACAAACUCGCUUUCCUGGUGUCGCAGUCCAUCCACACUGCUCCAACCAAUCAGCAUCUGGAGAGUCUUCUCUACUUCCUGUAGGAGGUACUCGACUCUAUAGUUUCCUUUUUACUACUUGCGUCAGGAAUUUUAUUAGGGAAUCAAUGGGAGUAGAUUAUGGGGUGAGGACAGUAAUUCAGUGUAAUUUAAAUCAUAAAUUAGCUAUUUUAUUUUGGAGGAAAUCAUGUUGAGAUAAAUUUUUUUUCUUCCGGAGAAAAAACAAUCAGUGCGUUGAUGUCUAAGUGGGACUUGAUGACAUGAAUCACCACUUUUCUUUUUAAGAAAUGGGAAAACUUGAUGAAAAUUCCUCAUUCUUACCAUUAUUUAUUAUUAAUUAAAUAAUUAUUGUGAAAUUGAGGGAUCAGAGGGGAGAAGUGGAAAAGAUUUAUUUUUAAUUAUGGCUUUUUAAUUUAUAAUUAUUGUGAAAUUGAGAAAUCAGAGGGAAAAAUGGAAAUAAUUCAACAAUUUCCUCCUUCGAAUAUGAGCAAAUUCCAUAGAAAUUCAUCAAUUUCACCAAAACAUUUCAACCGAAGGAAUUAUUUUAUCGUGGACUGUUAAAAAUGUCUAAAUUAUCACUGAAAUUUAUUAAUUUCUCAGUUAUGUUUCCACCGUUGAGGGCUGGACCCAAAGUUACAAUUUGUAUUUUAAAUUAAUAAAAACGAAUCUAAAUUUCAA
Molecule: messenger RNA, 3252 nt
Organism: Diachasma alloeum
Lineage: Eukaryota; Metazoa; Arthropoda; Insecta; Hymenoptera; Braconidae
Product: piwi-like protein Siwi
Exons: 7
Coding region: 1-2619 (872 amino acids)
Biological process (GO): regulatory ncRNA-mediated gene silencing
Cellular component (GO): P granule
Molecular function (GO): piRNA binding; protein binding
Source: RefSeq, a predicted model, not a curated record